AUGGCGAAAAAGAAGGGCAAACGGAAUGCGGGGGGCAAAUUGAGGUCAACAGAAGCGCUAGCGGAUGUUGGCGAGGGCUCAAGCACUGCUGUCCAACGGAAUCCUGAAUUUCCUGCUUAUGAUACGGUUGACCCAAAUUUCCGGCGCCCGCCCGCUCAGGACUCAUCAUCAGUAGACGGUGAAGGCCACCCAACGCCUUCGGAAAGCGAUUCAUCUCCGAUCGCGCCGUACUUGACCACCAUAGAUUCUAGCGCUGAAAAGGAAACCUACGUGCUUUCUUCGACGGGAGAUGUCCUAGUAAAGCUCUCCUACGAAAAUAUUGAAAUUAGAUAUCUCGUCAUAGGACACAUCCUUCGUGUCAUUUCGCCAAUAUGGGAGAAGUGCCUCGACCCUAGCUCACCAUUCAAAUCUGAGAAAGUUGUCUACGAUAAUGGACAGGAUAUGACUGCACUACACCUCGAAGACGACAAUCCGGAUUGCCUCCUCAACUUAUUCAGAUGUACGCAUUUCCAAUACAGCGACGUCCCCACAACGCUUGAUUUCCACGACCUAAAAGAGCUAGCAAUCAUUUGCGACAAAUACGAUUGUGCACAAGUUCUUAAACCUUGGCUAGGCAACUGGUUGGCUCCUUGGGAAAGCUGUGUGUUGGAACCUGGCUACGAGGACUGGCUGUUCAUCUCGAAGGUUUUCAAUCACACCAACAAAGUUGAAGAGCUUUUAUCCCUGCUUUCAAACGUUUCGAGUUCCUUGAGCACAUGCGGAUCAUAUUUCAAAAGGGCAGAGCGCGAUGUAUCUGUUGAGAUGAUACCGAAACCGAUGCUAGAUAUAAUCAUUGAGCGACGAGACACAACAGUUAAAACUUUAACCGAGGGAGCGCGGAGUACCGUCGAACUUCUUCUGGACUCCAACGGCGAGGUUUCCAAAUGGUGUUCAAAUGAGGCUUGUAUCAGCCUCGCUUAUGGGUCGCUUUUUCGCUCACUAAAAGCAUCAGGGUUGUGGGGGUUAUUCGCCAGCUACCAAACGUGGCAUGGCUCCGUGAAUGAUUUUAGGGAAAAGCUUAACGGCCUCAAAUAUACUACCAUAAACGAACAUGUAGUAUCUUCCCUGUUCACUGUGGAGUCCUACGAUCGCUAUCACGGUUAUAAUAGGACUGUACCAGGCACUUGCAACCACUCUUGUCAAUUUAUCACGAACAAGAACAUGAUCUCUAAGAAGCUCAAAGGAGGAUGA
Molecule: messenger RNA, 1230 nt
Organism: Orbilia oligospora ATCC 24927
Lineage: Eukaryota; Fungi; Ascomycota; Orbiliomycetes; Orbiliales; Orbiliaceae
Exons: 3
Coding region: 1-1230 (409 amino acids)
Source: RefSeq, a predicted model, not a curated record